Penicillium chermesinum is the source of this 1770-nucleotide messenger RNA. Its product is annotated as signal recognition particle subunit SRP68. Gene Ontology annotation, biological process: SRP-dependent cotranslational protein targeting to membrane. Lineage: Eukaryota; Fungi; Ascomycota; Eurotiomycetes; Eurotiales; Aspergillaceae. The record is from RefSeq and is a predicted model, not a curated record. The transcript is spliced from 3 exons. The coding region runs from base 1 to 1770 and encodes 589 amino acids. Gene Ontology annotation, cellular component: signal recognition particle, endoplasmic reticulum targeting. Gene Ontology annotation, molecular function: 7S RNA binding; signal recognition particle binding; endoplasmic reticulum signal sequence receptor activity.
AUGGAGAUCACAGAUUACAUUUUCAAGGAACGAGAGGAUGUCCUCCUUGUGGGUGACUACAAUGCGUACCGAGCGCACACAACUCGUAGACUACACAAACUCCGCAAGAAGCUGGGCCAGGCCACGCCCAAGAACCGCAAAUACACCGCGAAACCAGCGGUGACUGCCGAGAACAUCGGAAAUAAUGUGUCUGCCGAACGAGCAUGGGCACAAGCAAUGCACAUGAAAUCGACACAUUCGGCGGACCCAUCAGCCAAGGGACUCUCCGGUGCAGCCCGCCGUCAUAUCAUCUCUCGCUUUAAAAAAGCCAGCGGCUAUGCGCAACAUCUGGUCACCCUGCUCCACGAACAAUCGGCCACCGGUGCCAAUGAUAUCGAUAUUCUCGAAGCACGAGCUUAUCUUGCGACGGUCUCUGGAGCCCUGUGGCUCGAGAAACGAAAGUGGGAGCAAUGUCUUCAUGACUAUUCGAUCGCCCGAGUGAUAUAUACGGCUCUAGGCCAGAGGGCUAAAAAGGAUUCUUUCCGGGAUCUUCUCAGUGGUACUGUUGAUCCGAGCUUGCGCUACGCUGCCUAUCAGCUUAAACUCCCUCGAUCCAAGCCAACUUCUUCGCUCGCCAUUGAAUUUUUCCCAGAAGAUUCGGGUAUCCGAGCUGAGGUCGAGAAGCUUGAUCCUUCUUGUUUGGCCGAAGAAGAUGCGGGAACCCGUAGAACUGCGGAGGGCGAAGUUCAAAAAUUGCCCGAGUCCGUCACAUGGAGAUCUCGUACCGUUCCAUUGGAAAACGCAUCAAUCUCCCAGGCUUUGGCUGCUGCGGAGGCUGCAGAGGCAAGCCUCAGCGACUGGCUGAAGGGGGAAGGACGAACUGCUCUAUCUAAGGAUCAAGCUGCUGCCUAUGACAAUGUCAUUAUUGCCAGCCAGGAUGCAGUCGAUGCCACAAAGACUGCUAUCGACGAUUUGGCCAGCGAGGGUGUUGAUGCUGGUGACAAGAGAAUGCAAGCUCUGCAAAUCACCCGAACUGCUGUCAACUAUCGGUUAAUCGGAUGGCGAGUUGGCCGGAACCGUGUCCUUUGCGGCGAACAGGACGGCCUCACCUUCAAGCAAGAGCAGGCUGGAACUGGAAAGUACGCGAAGCGCGACGGGGGCAAUGGGAAGAAACUUACCAAGCUACGUGAACGGGUUGUGCUAUAUGACUCGACUCUCCAAAGCUUAGACUUUAUUCUUGAACUCCCGGGUGUGGCCGCGGAUUCCGCUUUCGUGCAAGAUCUCGAAUCAAAGCGAGGAUAUUUCCGGGCUCUAAGAUGUUUAGCCCUUGGCCGGUCUCACGGUGUGUUAGAUAAGCCCACGGAGGCUCUGGCUCUCUUCGCGCAAGCUCUCAAGCUUGCCGAUUUGGCUACGCCGCAAUCAUCUGCUACUUCAGAUGGUCCGCCUCGAUUAGAGGUCUCCCGAGAUCAGGCCAGUGCUCUCCAGGCUGUUCUGCGUGGGCUGGUUGCCCAGUACCGUGGUCUCGUGACCCUGGCGCAACUCGAUGGAAACUCUGCCGAGCUGUCGCAACGCCCCGUCGUGGAGCGGCUAAAUCAGUUCGGAGCCAAUGUAGACCUCGGCAAUUUGGUGCCUUAUCCACCUCGGAUGCAGGCGGUUCCUGUGAAGCCGCUCUUCCUCGAUGUCGCUUGGAACUACAUCAACUACCCUCAGACCGGAUCUUCAGCUCAGCCAGCGGAAACCCCUGCACCGGAAGAGAAGAAGGGCCGUGGAUGGUUUGGCUUUGGCCGCUGA